Molecule: messenger RNA, 3963 nt
Organism: Pararge aegeria (speckled wood butterfly)
Lineage: Eukaryota; Metazoa; Arthropoda; Insecta; Lepidoptera; Nymphalidae
Gene: Eb1
Product: microtubule-associated protein RP/EB family member 1
Exons: 7
Coding region: 139-1203 (354 amino acids)
Biological process (GO): protein localization to microtubule plus-end; regulation of microtubule polymerization or depolymerization; spindle assembly
Cellular component (GO): spindle midzone; cytoplasmic microtubule; microtubule plus-end
Molecular function (GO): microtubule plus-end binding
Source: RefSeq, a predicted model, not a curated record
UUUGUCUAUGGUACAUUUGAAGAAGGCGAGCGUUUGAGUCAGUAAUUUGUUGAAAAUAAUUUUGCUUAAGAUAAUAAAACAUCAUUCUUUAUCAACAGUUAUACAUAUUCAUUUUAAAAGGAUUAAAUAUAUUUGAAGAUGGCAGUGAACGUGUAUUCGACAAAUGUCACCUCCGAGAAUCUGUCGAGGCACGAUAUGUUGACGUGGGUGAACGACUGCCUGCAGUCUAACUUUGCGAAGAUCGAAGAGCUCUGCACAGGCGCCGCAUACUGCCAGUUCAUGGAUAUGUUGUUUCCUGGUAGUGUGCCAAUGAAGAGAAUAAAAUUCAAGACAAAUCUAGAGCAUGAGUACAUACAAAACUUCAAAAUAUUACAAGCUGGCUUCAAAAAAAUGUCUGUAGACAAGGUAAUACCGGUGGACAAGCUGAUAAAGGGCAGGUUUCAAGAUAACUUUGAGUUUUUGCAGUGGUUUAAAAAGUUUUUUGAUGCCAAUUAUGAUGGGAGGGAGUAUGAUGCGUUCGAGGCCCGCGGCGGCAUAAUGAUCGGGUCGGGUGCUUGCGACAGCGGCGUGCCUCUUUGCGCGGCCGCAGCGCCCCCUCCGCCCCGCGCCCGUCGCGCCGCGCCCCUCCACCACUCGGGCAUACCCAUUGACAGACUGGUGAAGGGUCGUUUCCAAGAUAACUUUGAGUUCUUGCAAUGGUUCAAGAAGUUUUUCGAUGCCAACUACGGCGGCUCGGAGUACGACGCGAUGGUGGCGCGCGAGGGCCUGCCCAUGGGGCACGGCUCGGCAGGGGCACCGCAGCACAGGGCUCCGCCCCCCGCCGUUAGGAAGCCGGCAGCGCCCGUCGCUAAAGUCGCCGCUAGACCCCAAAUCAUUGUCAAGGCCAAUAGCACAGUGCGGUCUCCGCCAGUCAACUUGUCAAGAUUAAAUCAAAGCGCGAAAGGCGAUUCAAAAUUAGUUGACGAUUUAAACCACCAGAUCAACGAAUUAAAAGCAACAGUUGAUGGACUUGAAAAAGAAAGAGAUUUCUACUUUGGUAAACUUCGGGAUAUAGAGGUGAUCUGUCAGGAGAUGGAAGAACAACAGAACGCUCCAAUAGUUCAAAAGAUUUUGGACAUCUUAUAUGCAACUGAGGAUGGAUUCGCGGCUCCCGAGGAAGUGGACGGUGAAACCCCCCACCCACCGGAGGAGGACGAAUAUUGAAAGUGAAACAUAAUAUGUACGCGUAUCAUAGUGCUCUUUGUAUAUUAUAAACUCGAAAUUAUAUCGCUUAAAUCAUCGACAGCAUCGAGUGCUUAGUAUUUCACAGCCAAUGAGUCGUAUAGGUAUAGUGAAAUGUUUGAUGUGCGCGAGUCCAUGUGUCUUAAACUUAAAUUUUAGUGACGAAACUCUUGCACGAUUGACUUAAAAUCCCACUUUAUGCAAGAGUAGUAUGGGGUACAGUAUACAAUAUAUUCUGUAAUAAAGAUUACGACGAUCGCAAUGCUUAUAUCAUGUGUUCCGUAAUAGGAACUGUCGUAUUCAAAGUGCUUUCUGAUUCACGCAUUAUUUCAAACAUAUUCAUAAUCUAUAUAAAUAAAAUAAACAUGGCGCCGCGCACACAUAUCGAUAAAUCUAUCUGUAACAGUUUUAUCUAUUUAUAUACUUCUACUGUAUACAUAUUAUUUACAUGGGUCAUGUAUCGGGUAAAUUCCGAUUCCGAUUUCCAAUUCAAUACUAAACUGAAUUGAAUUAUCUAAAGUAGUGCCAUUCUUUUCAAUAGGGAGACAUUAAGAAAAGGAUGACACUAUUUUACCUACACCUGUCAGUUAGGAUUUGUAAAGGGUAACCACACAUUUAUAAAAUUAUAUGGGCGAUCGUUCUAGUAUCCAAUUGCAGUUCUCAUACAUUUUAAUAUUUACUCUUGACGUCUGCUGUUUUUAUCCCAAAACUGACAAUGGCCCAAAGUAGCUUCCUAAAGUUCCUACCAUAUACAUUAAAAUAUAAAUGGAUGUAUUGUAUCAAAAUUACAUUGAUUGUAUGUUACAUGGAUUUGAAAAUUUAUAGCACUGUAUGUAUAUAUUAUGUAUGUUGACUUCAUUAUAUGCAGAAAAGGCACGUGGCUGUGUCAUACGUAAGUGCAUUCCUUAUAUAAUUAGGAGCGUUGUUUCUUGACUGAUUUCUUCCAAUUCUUGUUUGUUUGUUUGGUAGAAACAUUUCUUUAUAAACGAAGGUCUAUUACUAGUGAUGUAACGAAUAUACGCGUUAGAAUUGAAUUUGUCUUAGUGACCACGAGUUUUGACUUAUCUUUAUUGAUUUAUAUGUAGAUUGUUUCCUCAUAAAUGAAUCUCCAAUACUGAUUACGUAAUUUUUGCGAAGAUACAAAAGCACUAGUAUUAAAAUAAACGAAACUGUUACGCUCAGGCGACCAAAGGUAAAAAUCUUAAAGCCGUAUUUGUGAGGAAUACUAAACAUAAGGUAUAAAAUUCGACUGGCAUUAGUGAAUCCACAUCACGCGCGAAGGCUUUUUUUGUAAGGUCGCAACUGAGCAUUACAAGCUUUUAUCGAAAUAUUAAUUAUUUAAAACGACAAUUGGGAAAUAAUCACUUGUUUCUAAAACUACUUGUUAAUAAAUUCUCAUAAUGAAUUAAUUAUUUAAUAAUGUCCAUUUUCGAAUGUGUCUUGUAAAUCGAUUGCGAGUAAUCGAGUAUCAGUAUUUGUUACAUCACUACUGUACGGCGAAUAAGAUUUUAAUGUGCAAUGGUGCAUAAAGCGUGCUUUCUUUAUAAUAAUUAUUAUCUUAAAACUGAACAUUUUUGGGCCACUGGCGCCUGUGCAUUUAGUAGGUUGUUAAAAAUGGGAGAGAUUUACUGUUACUUGUUUGUGUUGUGGUAUCUAAAUUUACUGAAAAUUGAGUCGUUGGUCGUAAAAAUACUAUAACGAUGUAACGAAUAUUUGUAUUAGUAUUCAAAAUUGAUAACCAUUUUCUAUGAAAUAAAAAAAAUUACAUUGAUCGUGAACCGCAUAUUUCUUUUGAUAAAAAUGUUGACAUGAGUAAUCUUUUGGCUGUUUUAAUCAUGACAUUUAAAUCGUAAAAAUAUGCACCACAUGUAUCACGUCAGUUUUGACAAGAUUUCAUACAUAAGGUUAAGGUUUUUUUUACCUAAAUUUAGUGAAAUUAUUAUUAUAUGAAUUUAAAAUGCAUGUAUAGUCAUUUAUCGACUGUUAAAAAGGCAUACAUUACGGCACCGGUGUUAGCAGAUAUCAGAAUCGGGGCUUGAAAGGCAAAGCAAUCAAACCGCGAAUGCCAAAGUGAUAUGGGUUAAAAUCUCAGCAUACUAGAAUCUUAGCUUAGUUGUCAAAUCAAUCCGGCCACGAAUGCCCGUGAGAUGCGAUAUUGAAAUUUUGCCUGUUCCGAUUUAUGCAUUUUAAAUAAAAUUUUGAUACAGUCACAUUAGGAAAUAACGACAAUUACUAUGUUAUAAUCAUUAUUUCGGUGCUACGCUCUUCUGUUUGAAAUCGUGAAUGACUAAAAUUAGUAUUCGUUACAUUCAUAGAGGAAAUAGCAGUUUUUUGAGAUCUGAAUACUAUUUGAAUUAUCUCCGUUAUUUUUUAAUUAUUGGGUAAUGAUUUGUUUCUAAAUUAUGUAAAAUAUUUCAUAGUGGACAAUAUAACAUGACCGCAUUUUACCGUAAUAUAAUAUUUUGAGACUUAUGUCUUAUGCACUAAUAGUAACUAUACUAACGAUAGAAAGUAUUUUAAUGGUCAAAACAUUGUUUUGAUAAUGUUAGAGAAUUUCUUAGUGCACUCGUUGCUAAACUAAGUAAUAACGACUUGUUGGCGGGAAAAGAUGUUAUCGCUGGUUAAACUUAAUAGAUAAUUAAUUUAUUUACUUUAAGCAUUCAUAAUUGCCUUAACUGCAAAAUAUUAAAGUCGGAUUUCAGAUUGUGGAAGUCUUAUCAAAUAAAUAACUAAUUAAUAUUA